This is a messenger RNA of Capsicum annuum, 1260 nucleotides long. RefSeq names its product cyclase-associated protein 1-like. NCBI's taxonomy places the organism in Eukaryota, Viridiplantae, Streptophyta, Magnoliopsida, Solanales, Solanaceae. Gene Ontology annotation, molecular function: adenylate cyclase binding; actin binding. Gene Ontology annotation, biological process: regulation of adenylate cyclase activity; cytoskeleton organization. Gene Ontology annotation, cellular component: cytoplasm. The coding region runs from base 125 to 826 and encodes 233 amino acids. The transcript is spliced from 3 exons. The record is from RefSeq and is a predicted model, not a curated record.
UCUCACAGACGUAAAAACACUUUCUCCCACAUCAAACACAACCAGAUCUAUUGCGUUAAAUUCCAAUUAUAGAUCUAUAAGCUUCUAGAAACAGAUAGAAGUAAUCGGAACCUUCGCAUUGCCAAUGGAGGAGAAAUUGGUACAGCGAUUGGAAUCGGCGGUGGCGCGGCUGGAGGCGUUAUCAGCCACCGGCUUCCGUUCCGGCGGUUCCGUCGUGGCAGGUGGCGAUGGUACGGCGGUUUUAGAUCCGUCGAUUAUUGCAUUUGACGAUCUACGGUCGCAGUUUCUUUCGAAGGUUUUGAGUGCUGCAGAGAAGAUCGGAGGACAAGUUUUGGAUGUUAGUAAGAUUGUUGAGGAGGCUUUUGAAGCUCAGAGAGAACUUCUCAUUAAAAUCAAGGAGACUAAGAAACCAGACAACUCAGGUUUGGUUGAAUUUCUCAAACCAUUGAAUGAUGUGAUCGUGAAAGCUACAAAAAUGACUGAAGGACGCCGGUCUGAUUUCUUCAACCACCUGAAAUCUGCUGUUGAUAGUCUAUCGGCUCUAGCAUGGAUUGCCUACAUUGGAAAAGACUGCGGAAUGAGCAUGCCUAUUGCAUUCGUGGAAGAAAGUUGGCAGAUGGCUGAAUUUUAUAAUAACAAGGUAAUUAGAUCUUUUAGCAGUUCAGAUUCUCCUCCCAAUUGCUCUCUCUGUUGGUUGAAGGAAUCUUUCACAUGUAUUUACAGAACCUGGACAAAAUUAGGUGGAGAAGGGACUCUAGUUUUGUUAUCCCCUAAUUUUUGGCACGGUGUGGUGGUUUUUCGUUGUUUCCCUUUCUUCAUGGAUUGAGUUACAGAACCAUUUUCAUGCAAAGAAGUGAAUGCAUUAUUUUUGUCACCCACCUUUUUUCUUGUCCUUCCUCAGUAUUUUGGAGGCUGCGUCUUGAAACAUGUCUCUUGAAAGUAAGGCUACAGUUAUUGUUUCCCAUAUUAAUGAAGGGACACGCGUAGAUGGAACUUCCAUAUUGCCAGGAGGAGAAAUUAGGAAGAUAUGUAAAGUGCCCUCAUAUUUCAUUGACUUUUCUUUGUGGUAAAUAGGGUUGAGGACUUACUAUUAUUGAUGUCAUACUUGAAUUAAUAGGAUACAAUUAAUGAUUUCCCAUCUGAAUGAGUGGGCGUAUGUAAAUUCAAUUUCCAUAUUGUCUAGAGGAAAUAGUUUGAAAGUAUCUGAAAAGACGCAUAUGUUAUCUUUUAUGUAUUCGGGUACAAGAAUCUGUAAAUAAG